Messenger RNA from Myripristis murdjan (pinecone soldierfish), 735 nucleotides. RefSeq names its product cerebellin 18 (gene cbln18). Gene Ontology annotation, cellular component: synapse. The record is from RefSeq and is a predicted model, not a curated record. Gene Ontology annotation, biological process: maintenance of synapse structure. The transcript is spliced from 6 exons. NCBI's taxonomy places the organism in Eukaryota, Metazoa, Chordata, Actinopteri, Holocentriformes, Holocentridae. Bases 1 to 735 code for a protein of 244 amino acids. Gene Ontology annotation, molecular function: protein binding.
AUGAAGUUAGUUGCCUUGUCAGUUGUCUUCCUGUGGGGGGCGCUGUGUCUCUACACCAGUGUGGACGCCGAGCGCAGUGCCUACGACCUGAUGUACUCAGCCGCAAUGAGCUUUAAUGGUCAGCUGACCUGCGCACCUUGGAACUGUGAAUGUGCCUUCAUGCGUCAGCGUGGCUGCUGCUGUGCAAGCAACAAGAUGUUUGAACUGGAGGAGACCACCUUCAUGAGGAUGACGAAACUGUGGGGAAAGCUAACGAAGCUGACAGACUCUAUAGCGGCAAGCUUCGACUACACUCACAUUGCCUUCACUGCCACCAUGGCUCCCACGCCAGACUGCUUUGGUCCUUUCACCACCAACGUGACCAUCUCCUACAACAACAUCUUACUUAAUGAUGGCCAUGGAUAUAACCCUGCUCUGGGUGUCUUCACUGCCCCUCGUUGUGGUGCUUAUGUCAUGUCCUUCAGAGCCUACUCCAACGUGGGAUCCCCUACCGAGCGCCUCUACCAUAAGGUCCAGAUGAUGAAGAACGGAGAAGUGGUGGCAUCUAUGUGGGAGGCAAAUCGAGAAGACAUGGAGGACAGCGGCACUCAGGUGGUGGUGGUGGAUCUUAAGAGAGGCGACCAGAUCUACAUGGAGCUAAUGUACGGGAGGAGCCUUUGUGGAACCGGUGCACAGAAAAACAUCUUUUCCGGUUACCUCCUGUACCCGACCUAUGAGAACUGGGUGGCUGCAUAA